AUGGUAGCCCUGAAUGUUCCUCUAGAAAACACUCUGUGUGAACGGUACUCGUCAUACUGGAAAUUAGCUAGAAUUACUGCCUACAUCUUACGGUUUUUCAACCGCUGCAAAUCGAAGAAUCAACGCCCGAAGGAAAUGUUCAUCACGGUAUUAGAGUUGCAAGCAGCAAAAGAAGCAUUGGUGAAAGGAGUGCAGCAACAAGAAUUUUCAUCGGAGCUGCAGGCGUUAAAACUAAACCACCAAGUCCCAUCCAAAUCCCCAUUGAAACAGCAUUGCUUAAUCCUCGACACAAAAGGCAUUAUUCGUGUCGGUGGUCGGAUCCAACACUCAGAUGCAUCUUACCAAACCAAGCACCCUAUGGUACUACCUAGCAAUCAUGCCCUUUCUCGCCUAAUUGCAGAGCAUUACCAUACUCAAUCAUUUCACUCUGGCCCUCGAAUGACACUGGCUUCAAUGCGACAAGAAUUCUGGCCUAUACGCGGUAAAGAUCUAGCCAAUUUUGUAUGUCGCAAAUGCACAAAAUGCUUUCGCCAUCGCCCUGUUCCUAUUAACCAACCAAUCGGACAGCUCCCGAGUACUCGCAUAACUCCUAGUCGGCCAUUCACAAUUACGGGGGUGGAUUAUUGUGGCCCAGUAUACCUCAAACCAGUACAUCGCCGAGCCGCCCCAAAGAAAGCCUUCAUCGCAGUUUUUGUGUGUUUCGCAUCUAAAGCCGUGCAUUUGGAAUUGGUCUGCGACCUUUCAACGGAUGCCUUUAUUGCUGCCUUACGUCGUUUUAUUGCACGCCGCGGACUCCCAGCUGAGAUUCACUCGGACAACGGAACCAACUUCCAAGGCGCACGAAACUCACUAGCAUCACUCUUUCGUUUACUGAAUGAUAAACACGACCAAGAGAAAAUUAUCAACGAGUGCACUAACAGAGGAAUAAAAUGGAAAUUCAUUCCCCCCAGAGCACCAAAUUUCGGUGGACUGUGGGAGGCAGCCGUGAAAACUGCCAAAAGCUCCUUAUCUAAAACGAUGGGAAAUGUGAAGUUAACAUAUGAAGACUUCGCUACGCUUCUAACACAAAUCGAAGCCAACAUGAAUACUCGCCCGCUUACACCACUUUCCGAAGACCCAAACGAGCUCGAUGUCCUGACUCCCGGGCACUUCCUAACAGGAACGUCACUGAUGUCCUUGCCGGAUCCCGACUAUACAAACGUUCCGGCCAAUCGAUUAAAACACUAUCAACAACUACAACAUAUGGUACAGCAGCAUUGGAUAAGGUGGAAAAAGGAAUACCUUACGGAGCUCAACACUCAACAGAAGCAAUCUUCUUCUCCGGUGAAUUUCGUCGUUGGCCAGUUAGGGCUAGUGCAGGAGGACAAUAAACCUUCUAUCGUGUGGCCACUCGCAAGGAUUGUGGCAACUCACCCUGGAGAAGAUGGAUACACGCGUGUGGUAACCUUAAAAACAGCAACUGGAACCUACAAAAGACCAGUACGCCGAAUAUUCCUGCUUCCUUUCAACCGAGACCUGGUCCAACAGGAGGAUUUACACAAGGCAGGAAACAUAGGAGGAAACUAA
Messenger RNA from Topomyia yanbarensis, 1566 nucleotides. RefSeq lists its product as uncharacterized. Gene Ontology annotation, biological process: DNA integration. The record is from RefSeq and is a predicted model, not a curated record. The transcript has a single exon. The coding region runs from base 1 to 1566 and encodes 521 amino acids. Lineage: Eukaryota; Metazoa; Arthropoda; Insecta; Diptera; Culicidae. Gene Ontology annotation, molecular function: nucleic acid binding.